AUGGUGAUAGCCAUAGGAUUUAAUGUUCUGGAGAUGAAUAUCUGUAAGUUCCUUAAUAUUGCGACCUUCAAGCGAUAUUUAACGAUAUCAUCAGUUCGAUUAGCAAUUCCUAAAAAGAACAAGCUUCCCCCGAGACCUACAUGGCUAGUUAAAGAUGACGAAAUAGAAGAAGUGUUUCUUAAGGGUGGAAGAGGACCCGGAGGCCAGAAAAUCAAUAAGACCAAUAGCAAAGUCCAGUUGACUCAUAUUCCUACUGGGAUCGUUGUUCAGUGUCAAUUUUCCAGAAGUCAAGAACAGAAUAGAAAGAGAGCUCGGGAAAUAUUAGCUUUGAAAUUGGAAGAAUUAAAUGAUCCGGAGAAUUGUCGGACUGCCAUGAUUAGUAAACGAGUAUCUAUGACUAAAGCAAGCAAACAGAAAAAAAGUAAUAGAAAGUAUAAGAAGUUGGAACAGGAAAAACUACGAGAGUCUUCACAACAAAUCCACGAGGAGAUUGACGUUGAGCUAGAGUUAACAAAUUUGAAAGUUGAUAUGGAUUAUUUGAAAAAGCAUCUAUAG
Messenger RNA from Lizanozyma spartinae, 555 nucleotides. RefSeq lists its product as uncharacterized. The record is from RefSeq and is a predicted model, not a curated record. Gene Ontology annotation, cellular component: mitochondrion. Bases 1 to 555 code for a protein of 184 amino acids. The transcript has a single exon. Gene Ontology annotation, molecular function: translation release factor activity. Lineage: Eukaryota; Fungi; Ascomycota; Pichiomycetes; Serinales; Debaryomycetaceae. Gene Ontology annotation, biological process: translational termination.